ACUGAGUAAAACAAAUGACACAGAUUUGCAACGCCUGAUUUGCAGAGCAUCCCAGAGCAACACUGAGUGCAUCUCAUGCUUACAAACCACAUUUGGUGUUUCUUGCUUGGUGGCCGAGGGGAAUAUCCUUGUGUUUUUAGUCGAGGGUAUCCGCCACGUCUGUCAUGUAAGGACCUCAGGAGGUGGUAAAGAAGAAUUUGGAUAUAUUCUUAUUAGUGUGCCAAUUCUGGCGGUUUUUUCGUCGGAGAAAUGCACGUUUGUCGUACGGUGGGAUCUCGGAGCUGUUCUCUACUG
This is a messenger RNA of Notodromas monacha, 294 nucleotides long. NCBI's taxonomy places the organism in Eukaryota, Metazoa, Arthropoda, Ostracoda, Podocopida, Cyprididae. The record is from the annotation of a GenBank genome assembly.